AUGUGGAACAUAUUACGUCCUGUAAUCCGCCAGCGGGUGAAUAGUGUAUUUCGUGGGCGAUGGCCACAAUGGCGUGCUCCCGUUGCUUUGUUCCAUUCCAAUACACCAAAAAACCAGGUUUUGUUCUCACAACUUUCUCAAGAAAAUCAAGAAAUUUUGACUCUGGACCGCGAGGCUGAUGAGGUAGACGUCUGUAUCGUUGGCGGGGGCCCAGCGGGUCUUGCUACGGCAAUAAAAUUCAAACAAUUGGACACUGAAGAUCAAUAUCGUGUUGUGGUGUUGGAAAAAGCUGGUGAUUUUGGAGCUCACACCGUCAGUGGGGCUGUUAUUGAACCUAGAUCGUUACAAGAACUCUUUCCCGAUGAAGCAGAGGUGCUCCCUAAUGACUUGACCACGUUGGUGACGAAAGAUUCUAUGCAAUUUCUCACUGAAGAGUACGCAUUUCCUCUUCCAGAACCACCUCAGAUGAAAAAUGCUGGUAAAAAUUACAUUGUUUCACUUAGUGAAGUGGUGAAGUACCUUGCUGAAAAGGCUGAAGAACUCGGGGUCGAGUUGUAUCCCGGGAUUUCUGUUAGCGAACUUGUAUAUAAUGACGAUGGCUCCGUCAAAGGAGUCGCUACUCAAGACAUGGGAGUUGGCAAAGAUGGAGUGCCAAAAGAUUCGUUUGAAAGAGGAAUGGAGUUCCAUGCUGGUGCUACUGUGCUAGCAGAAGGCUGUCAUGGAUCAUUGACGAAAAGAGCCAUCGCCAAGUUUGGUCUUCGUGAUCAAAGUGAUCCUCAAACUUAUGGUCUUGGUAUAAAAGAGGUGUGGGAAGUUUUGCCCGAAAACUUUGAAAAAGGCUACGUUGGUCACACCAUGGGCUUUCCUUUACUGCUGGAAUAUGGAGGUGGAUUUAUGUACCACUUUGGGGAUGGACUAGUGUCGGUAGGUCUCGUUAUUGGAUUGGAUUAUGCCAACCCAUAUGUGUCUCCAUACCAAGAAUUUCAAAAGAUGAAGCUCCAUCCUUACUAUGCCAAUGUUUUGAGAGGAGGAAAAUGUAUUUCCUAUGCUGCUAGAGCAUUAAAUGAGGGAGGUUUACAAAGUGUGCCUCAAUUAUACUUCCCUGGUGGAGCAUUAGUGGGCUGUUCAGCUGGGUUUGUCAAUGUUCCAAAAAUCAAGGGUACACACACAGCUAUGAAAACUGGUAUGCUUGCUGCUGAAAGCAUUUACGACGCAGUUUCAAAGAGAUCCGAAGAAGAUUCAGAACCCAUAUUGUUGAAAUCAUACCAGGAAGCAUACGAAUCUUCUUGGGUUUACGACGAACUCAAAGCCAUUCGUAACGUUCGUCCUUCGUUCCAGUUUGGUUUGUUACCUGGUUUGGCUCAUUCUGGAAUAUCUACUUUCUUCAAUGGAAUUGAACCUUGGACCCUUCAUCAUCCUCACACGGACGCCGAGGCCACCAAACCUGCUUCUCAGUUUACUCCCAAGGAGUACCCAAAACCAGAUAACGAACUCACUUUUGACAUCAUGACAUCAGUGUCAAGAACUGGUACUUAUCACGAUGAAGAUGAACGGUGCCAUCUUCGAAUUCCAAACCAAGAUUACGAUGCACACGCUAAAAUCAGCUAUCCCGUCUACAAGGGAGUAGAGAACCGGUUCUGUCCUGCUGGAGUCUACGAGUACGUGGAAGACGAGAGCAAGGAUCUUGGGGUGAAAUUCAACAUCAAUGCUCAAAAUUGCAUUCAUUGUAAAACUUGUGACAUCAAGGUUCCCACUCAAGACAUCGAUUGGCAGGUUCCUGAAGGGGGUGGGGGACCCAAGUAUUCAUUGACAUGA
This is a messenger RNA of Meyerozyma guilliermondii ATCC 6260, 1815 nucleotides long. Its product is annotated as putative electron-transferring-flavoprotein dehydrogenase. The coding region runs from base 1 to 1815 and encodes 604 amino acids. The record is from RefSeq and is a predicted model, not a curated record. Gene Ontology annotation, biological process: electron transport chain. Gene Ontology annotation, molecular function: FAD binding; iron-sulfur cluster binding; electron-transferring-flavoprotein dehydrogenase activity. Gene Ontology annotation, cellular component: mitochondrial inner membrane. The transcript has a single exon. NCBI's taxonomy places the organism in Eukaryota, Fungi, Ascomycota, Pichiomycetes, Serinales, Debaryomycetaceae.